AUGAGGGGAGAAGGUGGGAAAGAAGAGGGCGAAAUUGAUCGGCUUCCAAUUGAUCUUCUGGCCCAUAUAUUUUCUCUCCUCACCUGCUUCAAUGAUUUGGCCCAGGCAAGUGGCGUGUGCAGAAAAUGGAGACAAGGAGUGAAGGAAUCGCUGGCGAGGAAGGAGAAACUGAGUUUUGCAGGCUGCAAAUUGGAUGAUGAAUCUGUUACUCGCCUCGUUCUUCAUGCUUAUGGCCUCAAGGAGCUCUGCAUACCAAGGAGCCGUUGGGGUUGCCAAAUAACAGAUCAUGGUCUGCACCAAUUGUCCAAGGCAAAAUGUAUCAGCAACUUGGUCUCAAUUUCCCUGUGGGGUUUAACUGGAAUCACAGACAAAGGAGUUGGUCAACUGAUUUCAAGAGCGACUUCUCUGCAACACCUGAAUAUCGGUGGUACAUUUAUCACGGAUGCAUCUGUGGUUGUAAUUGCAGAAAGCUGCCCACAUCUGAAGACCAUUGUUUUCUGGGGCUGUCAUCACGUAACCGAGGAUGGGCUUAUUCUUCUGGUUAACAAAUGUCGGAAACUCGAGUCGAUCAACGCAUGGGGUAUGAGAGUUCCUCUGGAAUGCUUUAUUGUUCUGCUUACAAUCAGCCCAGCUCUUAAAAUACUACCCAAAGCAAUGUUGUUAGAUGCUGAAAGGGCUCCCAUGCCUGUCUUUUGA
This is a messenger RNA of Fraxinus pennsylvanica, 696 nucleotides long. NCBI's taxonomy places the organism in Eukaryota, Viridiplantae, Streptophyta, Magnoliopsida, Lamiales, Oleaceae. The record is from the annotation of a GenBank genome assembly.